AUUGAUUGAUUGAUUGAUUUCAUAGGCCCUACCAUAUUAAGGUGUAAAAAUUGACUCUCCUUCUCUGUACUUGGUUAGGUAGAGGUAAGCCUGUGUGUAUAGUUCAGUGUGAGAAAUAUCUGGUAAAAUGUGAUAUUCUUGAGAAGUGCAUGGCCUUGUGUUUAAACAAAGGUCCGUCGUCUUAAUUCUAGGAGGGCUACGUCACACAUUUAGGUAAUUGUGUGGCUCCGGCACUCUGCAUCACCUUUUAUUAGCAGCAGAUGUCGCUCUGUACCCUAGGUUGAGCGCGCGGCGAACUGGCUGAACAACCGAGGUGAUGCGAGCGCGUGUCUAGCGGGUGAUGCUGGGAUGGUACAUGCCACGGUAUAGCCUCGCGCUUUCUCGCCUGCUCAGUGCACACCGCAGUGAUACUGUCUUGUGUUGUGCCUCCCGCUCGAUUUCAGCCAUCCAGCGGAUGCCUCAUCUCUCCUCCAGCACACACUGCAAAUGGUUCACAUCCGUCUGUUGCCGCUCUUGGGAAUGAGAAGACUAUUUUUUUCUCACUAAAUCACGGAUUGAAGGCAGGGUGUCCAGGAGAAGAACAUCGUUCGCCAGGACGUUAUUGUAAUUGGAGUAAUGCCAGUUCCCGAGCAGCCAUCCGACGCUGAAAAGUCCGCCCCACCGAACCCCGUUCUGUCCGCCUCCAACGGCGACGGCUCUGAGAAAGAGACCACCUCCGCCAUCUUGGCCUCAGUCAAAGAGCAGGAGCUGCAGUUUGAGCGGCUGACUCGCGAGCUGGAGGCGGAGAGGCAGAUCGUGGCCACACAACUGGAGAGAUGCAAACUGGGAACUGAGACCGCAGGCAUGAGCAACAUCAGUUCAUCAGAUGAGCAGUAUCGCUGGAACACUGAAGAUGGACAGGAAGACAUCGAGGAAGAGCUGAGCACUGGCCUGGAGCUGGUCGACUCGUGCAUCAGGUCUCUCCAGGAGUCGGGGAUUCUCGACCACCAGGAAUACACCAGUGGCGAAAGCGCAGGACCGAGCUUUCUCUCCCAGAGCUCGCUCCAGCUCAACGCUACUCCGGACGCCGCCGCACUCCACUUCUCUGCAGGCUACCAUAGUAACCAGACCCUCGCCCUGAGCAGCGACACCUCGGCGGCGGCAACUGCCUCAGCAUCAGGACCGACUCCAGAUCAGCAGCAGCAGAGGCAGCCACCAGUUCCGCCGAUUCGCAGCGUGCAGGUUGGAGGAGCCGUUCACAGCUACAACCAGGUCACCUCCAACCGUGCCGCCCAGCUCGCCGCCGCCGGCGACUCGGCCCAGGCCCGCGAGUCGGCAUCUCCGAGCCAUGGCAGCGCGUUCCACCUGCCGGAGUCCCAGCAGCCUUCGGUGGGCCUGUACUACUCCAGCAGCACCCUGCCGGCGCAGCGCGUGAGCUCCCCGCUCUCCAUGCAGGCCGUGGGCUCGUCCUCGCCCACCAAGCUCCAGCUGCAGCAGCGCCUGGGCUCUGUGUCGGACGCCGCCGCCGCGCCCAGCUACGCCACCAUCCAGCGCGCCCCGCCGUCCUCCACCACCUCCUCCUCCUCCUCGCCCAAGCAGUCGCCGGCGCGCCUGGCAAAGUCCUACAGCUCCAGCUCGCCCAUCAACGCCGGCCACCACCACCACCACUCGUCCCCCUCGCCGCUGCGCGUGGCCUCGCCGCCCAACAGCGUGGGAGGAGCGGGCGGCGGAGGGGGAGGGGGAUCCUCGUCCUCGCCCAUCCACCAGCUCAGCGCGGGAGUGGCCAGCUACGCCACGCUCUCGCCCACCAAGCGCUCGCUGCACUCCUCGGACCAGUACAAGAUCUCGCACGAACUCUACGCCACCGCCACCCUCCAGAGGCCCGGCAGUCUCGCUGGCUCUAGGGGCUCCUACAGCAGUCAGCACAGCCACCUGGGACCUGACCUUCGACCCCUACAGUCCCCAGAGCACCACAUCGAGCCCAUCUACGAGGACCGUGUCUACCAGAAGGGGCCGAUGAGGAGCCUCAGUCAAAGUCAGGGGGAGCCACUCCCUCCUGGACACACAGGAACCUACCGCACCAACACCGCCCCGUCCUCCCCCGGUGUUGACUCCGCUCCCUUGCAGCGCACGGCCAGCCAGAACGCCACGGGCACAUACCCGCGCAGCGCCAACUACGCCGCCGGGCCCGCCACCGCCAACUACGGCGACCCCUACCGCACCCUGCAGUACUGCUCGUCCGUGGAGUCGCCCUACAGCAAGUCGGGCCCCGCCCUGCCGCCCGAGGGCUCCCUCGCCCGCUCUCCUUCCAUCGACAGCAUCCAGAAGGACCCCAGGGAGUUUGGCUGGCGAGACCCAGAGCUGCCUGAGGUCAUUCAGAUGCUCCAGCACCAAUUCCCAUCGGUCCAGUCCAACGCUGCAGCCUACCUGCAGCACCUGUGCUUUGGAGACAACAAGAUCAAAGCAGAGAUCCGACGGCUGGGCGGUAUCCAGCUGCUGGUGGACCUACUGGACCACCGGAUGCCUGAGGUCCACCGAAGCGCCUGCGGUGCUCUGAGGAACCUGGUCUACGGCAAGGCCAAUGAUGACAACAAGAUCGCUUUCAAGAACUGCGGAGGCAUCCCUGCCCUGGUGCGACUGCUGCGGAAGACCUCCGACGUGGAGGUCAAAGAGCUGGUCACAGGCGUGCUGUGGAACCUGUCCUCAUGCGACGCCCUGAAGAUGCCCAUUAUCCAGGACGCGCUGGCAGUCCUUACCAACUCGGUCAUCAUCCCCCACUCAGCCUGGGACGCCUCCCCGCACCAGGAGGACCGCAAGCUGCAGCUGCACACCUCACAGGUGCUGCGCAACGCCACCGGCUGCCUGAGGAACGUGAGCUCAGCAGGGGAAGAGGCUCGUCGGCGGAUGCGCGAGUGCGAGGGCCUGACGGACGCGCUGCUCUUCGUCAUCCAGACCUCUCUGGGCAGCACCGAGAUCGACAGCAAGACCAUAGAGAAUUGUGUGUGCAUCUUGAGGAACCUCUCGUAUCGGCUGGCUGCGGAAACCUCUCAGGGACAGCAGAUCGGCACGGACGAGCUCGACGGCCUGCUCUGCGGCGACUCCAACGGCAAGGACGGCGAGAGCUCGGGCUGCUGGGGCAAGAAGAAGAAGAAAAAGAAGCCCCAGGAUCAGUGGGAUGGUGUGGGUCCCAUGCCGGACGCGGCGGACCCCCCCAAAGGGAUCCAGAUGCUGUGGCACCCCUCUAUAGUGAAGCCCUACCUCACGCUGCUGUCUGAGUGCUCCAACCCAGACACGCUGGAGGGGGCGGCCGGAGCGCUGCAGAACCUGGCAGCGGGCAGCUGGAAGUGGUCAGUGUACAUCCGUGCGGCGGUGAGGAAGGAGAAGGGUCUUCCCAUCCUGGUGGAGCUGCUGCGCAUCGACAACGACCGAGUGGUGUGCGCCGUAGCGACAGCUUUAAGAAACAUGGCCUUAGAUGUGAGAAAUAAAGAAUUAAUUGGCAAGUAUGCCAUGCGGGACCUGGUCCAUCGCUUACCAGGCAGCACCAGCAACAGCUCCAGUGGUGGUGGUGGUGGUGGUGGGGGCGGCGGGGGCACGGGUGGCAGCAGCGGUGGAGGGGGCACUGCCAACAGCAGUGGGAGUAAAACCAUGUCGGACGACACGGUGACAGCCAUCUGCUGUGCACUGCACGAAGUCAUCACGAAGAACAUGGAGAACGCCAAAGCACUGCGCGACGCAGGCGGCAUUGAGAAGCUCAUCGGCAUAGCUCGCAGCAAAGGAGACAAGCACUCGCCAAAGGUGGUGAAAGCUGCAUCACAGGUUCUCAGUAGCAUGUGGCAGUACAGGGAUCUGCGGAGUCUCUACAAAAAGGAUGGCUACUCACAGUAUCAUUUUGUGGGCUCUGCCUCCACCAUCGAGCGAGACAGGCAGCGGCCGUACUCUUCCUCACGCACCCCCUCCGUCUCGCCCGUGCGAACGUCUCCCAACAAUCGAUCGGCCAGUGCCCCCGCCUCGCCCCGGGAGAUGGUGAGCCUCAAGGAGCGCAAGACCGACUACGAGUCCACUGGCACCAACGCCAGUUACCAUGGAAACAAAGGCGAGCACACAUCCAGGAAAGACGCCAUGGCAGUGCAAAUCUCCUGUGGAACUUCCACGCUGUACCAGAACGCCUACACAGCUUCUAAUGAAGAGCUCAAACACAACCAGGUUACCGCUGCGCAACCUGCCCCUCAGGAGAGCGUUGUCCGCAAGGACUACGAGACGCUCCCGCCCUUCCAAAACUCCACGCGGAGCUUUGAGGAGGCGUUCCUGGAGGACCAGGUGCACCGUGCCGCACCUGCCGCGGAUCUCAGUAUGCACCUGGGCCUCAAGUCGACCGGGAAUUAUGUGGACUUCUACUCUGCCGCCCGGCCCUAUAGCGAACUCAACUAUGAGACGAGUCACUACCCAGCCUCGCCAGACUCCUGGGUCUAGGGUCUUGGGAGGUUGUGUGUGGGUUUUGUGUGUAUGUGUAUGUUAGUGUGUUUGUGUGGCCAGGGUCGGGGAAUGGUUGUUGGGUGUUUGCGGGUGAGAGAUGCUGAGCACAGGACCAAUCGACUGGUCUUGACAGGUGGGGAAGGGAGGGGGGGUGGCUGACUGUGCAUGUGCAUGCCACAAAACAUUGUUUGUUGAGUUCAGUUUGUUCAAAGCUGGUUUUCCUGGAGUUUGGGCUUCAAGCCACAGUUUAGAAGUCAAGUGAUAUCAGUGAGUCUAGAUGUGCAUGAAGGCAAAUCGAGAUUUUCAGGAGAGGUGGGAAAGACAUGAGCAGAUGAGACAUAAGAAAAGGCACUUAGUAUGAGAGUAGAGUCAUGAGGACAUCUGUUGACGUAGUGAAGAUAAAGAGAGAAUGACGUGAUGGUAGUACUGCAGCGGAAAAAGUGAGACGAAGCACAAGAAAAUGAGUUGUUUACAAGAUUGGUGGGAACAGCUUUUCACCGUUUCUUUCUUUUUUUUGUACACCAUUCCUUUGAGAGGUGAAAUAAGGCUUCAUCUUAAACUGAUGGAAUGUCAAUCUGUACAAGAAGGUUCUUCCCCAAGCCUUUUUGCUCUAUAUUUUUGUCUUUUUAAUUUUUGAUUUGUACUUUUUUAAUUUGUUGAUGUAAAGUAUUUGGUGUACAUUGCAGAGAUACAAGUGCAUUGUGUAUAUUACACGGAUGCCACGGUCAUCCAGUGGCUUUGGACAUUGUUUAUGGUACAAAAGUAAAGAAAAAAAAGACUUCAAAAUAUGUAUCAAUCAUCAAUGUCCCCUUUCCAGACAAAAGUAUGUUUUAACAGCAAGAAGGACAUGCAUAGCAGUAUUGUUUGUUCUGAUAAUGUGAGUUUGUGGCAACUAAACAAAUGUUUGAAGCAGUUCAGAGACAGUUCAAACAGCAUCAUUCCACCCUCUUUGUUAAUGAAGUGCUUUUUCACUGCCUAAAAAAUUAGAUGUAGAUAUUUGAAAUAGAUCCUAUUGAUUUUCACUUAUAUCAGAUCUUUUUUUUCCUUUCUCUAUCAAAUGAUAGUCUUAAAAGAUAAUAAAUACAAAUGUUGGUCAUCCAUAUUGGCAUAAAAAAACUCUCUGUUCCACUAGUAUCUCAGUUUUUACGUGCUUACACAAGACAAUGACUGACAUUGUGCCAAUUUUUUUUAAACAUCUGGAUGAGGACUUUGGAAAGUUGUCGAGGCCAGCUGACGUUUCCUUUCCACAACUAGGUAUAACCUCUGCACACUGUCACUUAUUUUAUUUGUUUUAAAAUUGUGUUUUAAUGCUAAGUAACAGUAUGUCUACGCAAACAAAAGGAGAAAAAAAGACAAUAACCAGGAGGGCAAAAUCUUUAAGAGCUCGAUUCCCUCUGAAAGAUGUACAAAUCUGUCUCUUGUUGUUAGUAAGUGUGUGCUGUAUGUUGAACCGUUUUGGAAGAGGUGUCCUUCCCAACAGCCGACUUCUACUGUUUGAUUUUCCAUGACAAAAACAAAGUGAGGUAUUAGACUGCAAUGUUAAUAGAAAAUGAGAAUUAUAUAUAUAAAUACAUGCAAAUAUAAAUAUACAAAUAUAUAUACAAAAUUAUACAUAUAUAAUUUUUAUGUGCAGAUGUCAGUGUCACCAAAAGCAAAUGAGAAGAAGUAAAAAGAGACUUGUGUAAAUGCACUCUGUUUAUCUCAAUCAUUCCAAGCGGGAAUAGAAAACCAACACUUGAAGAUGUUGACCUCCUGGGUUGAGCUGUGCUGCUUUUUUUGUUGAGCUUCAUAGAUAAUCACUCUGGAUUUGGACUGUUCUGAUGCCAGGACAAUAAAUAAUUCUCAGAAAUCUGCAUAGCUGUUCUGAACUGAUUGCCAUCAUACAGAAAAAAAUGUGAGAAUCAACACAACAUGUAUUGUAAAUCUGAACUACAGAUAUGGGUCACACUUGUAAGAGGAUGUGUUACACUUGAUAUUGUCAACAGAGGUAAUGGUGUUGGGGUUAAUUGCCUCACACUUUUUAUGUCUACAGUGUACCACCAUUGGAAUCGAUCCAAAAGAAACAUUUGUGAGUUAAUGGUAAGCUUAAUGAUUAUAUGCUUUGGCAGUGGCUUGGCACAGAAUGUGUAUAGCUAAAGAGCCUUUUGAAAUGCUAUGUUUUUCAUGAUAACUCAUUAUCAUGAAUCGUCACUUAUGUCAUGUUUUUACUUACAUCACUUAUUUUGUCUUUAAACAUCCAAACAUCACAUCUGAAAAUAUAGCAUAUGGUCAUAUGCUAAAUGUUCUAGCUAUUUGUUGCAGGAUUGAUCAACCUGAUUCCAUCGUUUGAAUGGUCCACUGUUUUUAUCUUGUUUCUGGUUGGAUGAAAUAAAGAGGGUAACCUGUAGAUAUACACA
Alosa sapidissima (American shad) is the source of this 6848-nucleotide messenger RNA. It is a transcript of the gene ctnnd2a, whose product is annotated as catenin (cadherin-associated protein), delta 2a. The record is from RefSeq and is a predicted model, not a curated record. Gene Ontology annotation, cellular component: adherens junction; cytoplasm; plasma membrane. The transcript has 22 exons. NCBI's taxonomy places the organism in Eukaryota, Metazoa, Chordata, Actinopteri, Clupeiformes, Clupeidae. Gene Ontology annotation, biological process: cell-cell junction assembly; cell-cell adhesion; dendritic spine morphogenesis. Bases 616 to 4449 code for a protein of 1277 amino acids. Gene Ontology annotation, molecular function: cadherin binding.